This is a messenger RNA of Alternaria arbusti, 762 nucleotides long. RefSeq lists its product as uncharacterized. Bases 1 to 762 code for a protein of 253 amino acids. The transcript has 2 exons. Lineage: Eukaryota; Fungi; Ascomycota; Dothideomycetes; Pleosporales; Pleosporaceae. The record is from RefSeq and is a predicted model, not a curated record.
AUGGCGACAGUUAACGGCGUCACAACCAUCAUCCCUCCACCGGAUGGCUACGAGGUCGACUUCGCGAACCCACAGCGGAGGCUGGUGACGGAGACGUACGUGGUUUUCAUCGUCGAGAACAUCCUGGCACUCGCGUUUCUUGGACAGCGACUCUACACCAAGAUUCGGCUUAUGAAGCAGUUCCAAAUUGACGAUGGUAUGGUAUCCGAUGACAGUGGCAGAGAAUAUCUUCUGACAGAGGUUAGCGUUGCUCCUCCUUGGUUGGGCUUGUUCAGUGGGUACUCAAGGUCUCUUGAUAACUGGAUUUUCGACCGCGUCGUCGAAUCGAAUUUGUUCGUCAUAUGCUGCUGCUUGCCGACCCUGCGACGUUUCCUAAAACACGCGGCCCCGCGAUUAGUCGGCGAGAGUCGCGGAUCUGAGAACAAAGAUUCCUCAGGUCGCAAUCGCGGGUUGCGCACCUGGGGGAGUGAUGGAAACAGCAAGCGCAAGUAUGAUACGUUGAUGCGCACUGUAGACGGCGCGCAAGGAGACGGCGACGAUGAGAUUCCUCUUGCUAGCGUGGCACCUAAAGCCUCGGGUGGACGAGAGGCCAAGGUGCCGACCGGGAACGUCUCCUACAAGGGGGACAACGAUAGCGAGGAAGCUAUCCUGUACGAGCGGACCGUCCAGGUCACGUAUGAAGGGGGUAACGGAGGCGACCCUGCGAAUCCGUACUCACGUCAGGUCUGGCCAGACGGGCAUCUGGCACCCAGUGCCCUGUAA